GGCGGCCCAGUCAGCGCUGUCGACUUCUCACCGGAUGGUAAGACAGUCGCUUCUGCAGGAGGAGAUGAUCACAAUAUACGGCUCUGGGAUGCGGCUACGCUCACCCCGCUCUUAGUCCUUCACGGUCAUUCCGACGACAUUCUUGAUAUCGAGUAUUCUCCAAACGGUGCUCACAUCGUUUCGGCUGCUGAAGAUGAAACAGUCAAGAUUUGGGACGCUGUAUCUGGCAUGCUUAUCAGCACCCUGGAAGGGCAUACGAGUGGGGUCAACUGCGCAGUCUUCACGCACGAUGGCAGGCGUGUCGUCUCCGGCUCUGACGAUCAUUCCAUUAAGAUCUGGGAUGUCGAGAUUGGAGCCUGUUUGUCGACCUUGACCAUGCACCGGGACUGUGUUUUAUCCAUUGCUGUGUCUCCAGAUGGCCUUUGGAUGACAUCAAGCUCAAAGGACUUAAACGCUGUUCUUGUCCUGGACGUUGCUCGUGGCGGUGUUCGACAUGCAUUUACAGGUCACAUCCGGUCUGUCAGUACCGUCGCUCACAAUCGAGACGGGACUCGCAUCGUGUCUGGCUCGUGGGAUGGUACCCUCCGACUUUGGGAUAACGCUGUUCUUGUCCUGGACGUUGCUCGUGGCGGUGUUCGACAUGCAUUUACAGGUCACAUCCGGUCUGUCAGUACCGUCGCUCACAAUCGAGACGGGACUCGCAUCGUGUCUGGCUCGUGGGAUGGCACCCUCCGACUUUGGGAUGUGGCGAAGCGUGGAUUUUGGGGACACAGUGGCUACAUUCGCUGCAUCGCUUUUUCCCUCAAUGGAAGACGCAUCUCGACGGGCUCUGAUGAUAUGACUGUCAUUGUGUGGGACGUCGCCACUGGAACAUCCCUAGUGACAUUCAAGGAACAUAACACACCCGUUUGGUCAGUCACUUUCUCUCCGAGUGGGGACCACCUCGUGUCAGGAGGGGUUGAUUGUCGUGUUCUAGUGAGGAAUUUGGAGGGAGGAGAACUACUCCAGUUCGAGGGACAUGCAGACACAGUAGGGUUGGUCGCCUUCACCCCUGAUGGAGAAGUCAUAAUUUCCUCGUCAGACGAUACGACCAUGCGACUCUGGGACACCAAAAUGGAGGCUUGCCUCCUAGUCCUAGACCCAAUGAUGUGGCACCGCACCAUACAACUGUCUCCCGAUGGUUCAGGCAUCAUUAUGAGUGGCGGAAAGCGAGCUGUUCAGCUCUGG
This is a messenger RNA of Phanerochaete carnosa HHB-10118-sp, 1227 nucleotides long. RefSeq lists its product as uncharacterized. Gene Ontology annotation, molecular function: protein binding. Lineage: Eukaryota; Fungi; Basidiomycota; Agaricomycetes; Polyporales; Phanerochaetaceae. The annotation marks the transcript as partial. The transcript is spliced from 4 exons. The record is from RefSeq and is a predicted model, not a curated record.